Messenger RNA from [Torrubiella] hemipterigena, 3437 nucleotides. The record is from the annotation of a GenBank genome assembly. NCBI's taxonomy places the organism in Eukaryota, Fungi, Ascomycota, Sordariomycetes, Hypocreales, Clavicipitaceae.
CCACACCCAAGACUUCGCUCUGAGCUCUACCCAUUUGCCAACUCGUUACACUGUUCAUGCUCUGCAUAUAAAAACAAGAAACGAAAAAGUUAUCUAUGCUUGGCCGAAUCUAGAACUUGGAAUUUCAUCUCUGUUACAAGUCUGCUCUCAACGGAGAUACCCGGCUUUCCUUGUUUCUGUGAGGCAAAAUGCACCAUUAGGUCGCCCUCCAGUCGACACAAUGUCGUGUACCCGAAGCUUCGUCCCAAGUCGCGAUACUGAGCAACUCUGGCAGCCCAUCUAGGCUACACAAGUAGAAGGUCUUUGUACUUCAAGCAAGAUCAGGUCACCAGGCCCCCGUGCGGUAUGCAGCGUCACGUCACCUCUACGCCCUCGACCAGCAUGUCUGAGCAAGGUAGCAGCGUGCGAAAUAUGGAAUCCAUCAUGAAUGUGAGAUCUUUCUCCACAGCAACUCUUACAGAACUACGUGCGGUGCCUCCGUCUCUAGAUACACCAGAAAUGCGGAUGAUUAAAGUUAGUCAGACUGGCGCCGCCGUUUGUAUGCAAUUUCAUAGUAGCUGCGGCUGAACAGACAAUGCUCGGAUUGUGUCCCAAAGAGGGGGCUUGCAGAACUAUUCGGUCCAAGUUUUAUCGCUAGCUCGGCCAGUUACGAUUAUCCCGUCCGGAUACCGCCGCCACGAUGCUUAUUCCCCUCUUUGUUUUCUUUAUAUUAAUUACGCUCGCGUAUUCCGAGCCUCUCCGGCAUAGGCGAUUUUUAAGUUUGCACCCACAUACAACUUACCUCACUACGUCGUCACUCGACUGCUGCCAGCUGGUUGCCAGGUGGCCGCCGUAACUUCCUUUCCUAUUGCCAUUGAAGAACAGCUGCCGUAUUCUGGCGCCCCGUUCCUCGUCUGGUUGUUACAAAGCUGUUGUCUUUUCUCUUGCUUCCGUCACUUUCUUCAAAGUUUCCAAAAUAAGAAAGACUACAAUACAAGACCCCUCAUAUAAAGCCAACGCCACGGACGGCAAGGACAAAGCCAAUUGUUUGCCCCGUGCCUUGCAUAUUUCCAAAAAGCUCACUGACCGUUGAGAAUUUGCUGCUAAACAGACGAGGUGAAUAGCUGUGGAAGGUUCGUCCCUGCUUCACCCCUUCUUCACCAAUAGCCCUGUUGUUGUCCCACGUGGUCGGUUACCUGGUGUGUUGGAAACACAUUAUAGACUGGCACCAUCGCCCUGUACGCUCCCCCUCUGCAUCGACAGUCGUUGCGCAGAUUUCUGCUGUCAGACAGCCCGAUACACUCACUCGCUUACCGUCCCCCAUUCUUUUCCCUGUUUCAGGCAUAAGGGACUUAGUUGCCGGCACAAUGGCUACAAAAGAUUCUGCCGCCAUAGGAAAUCCACCUAUGAACCCCAGUAACGAUAAUGCGGCAACUGGUGACAAUGCCAGACAGCCUCUCUCACCAAAGCGGUUCUGGGUAUUGAGCGUCGGAAUCUGCCUCGGCCUAUUUCUUUCUAUGAUAGACUCUUCUAUCGUUGCAACGAGUUUGUAUACCAUUGGAACCGAUCUGGAUUCGCUCUCCUCCAUCAACUGGGUUGCACUGGCUUACACCUUGGCAUAUCUUGGGUGUGCUGUUGCCUUUGCAAGAGCCUCUGACGUUGUUGGUAGACGAGACGCCUUCAUUGUUGCCUACAUUCUAUUUUUCGCUUUUUCGCUUGCUUGUGGCUUUGCUAAGAACCUCACGCAACUCAUCGCUUUCCGCAGUCUCCAAGGACUGGGAGGAUCGGGUCUCUACUCGCUGACCAUGAUUAUUUUACCUGAAGCAUGCCCAGACCAUAUGAUGCAGCAUGUAGGAGCGCUCAUUGGUAUGGUGAUUGCUGGAUCCGGUGUCUUUGGCCCAGUCCUGGGUGGUAUAUUGACACAAUAUGCCAACUGGCGAUGGAUCUUUUGGAUCAAUGGGCCAAUUGGUUUUGUCUCCCUCGCCAUAUUCAUCUUUAGUUGGCCAUCUAAGAAAGGCACCGGUUCUACAAGACAUUCAUGGAGGAAGUUCGACUUUGUCGGGACAAUACUAGUAAUGGCAGCUGCCAUUUUAGUUGUCUUUGCUUUUCAAAAUGCCGGAGAAUCUAGUUCCAGCAUUUGGAGCAGUGCAACCUUUAUUGCACCCAUCGUUGUGGGAUGCCUCUGUUGGACAUUUGUCGUCGGUUGGGGAGCGGUGUUGCAGUCGAGUUCGUGGGGGCAAACUAUUGCUCCUGCCUUCCCCCUUCAAUUAUUUUCGAAUCGAUACUAUGCUGCAGGAUCUCUUUCAACCCUUCUUCUAGGAUUCCCGUUCUUGCUAAUUGUGUUCUCAUUUCCAACGAGAGCCCAGGUGGUUAGUGAGAAGAGCGCUCUCUUGUCGGGAUUGAUGCUCUUGCCCAUGCUGGGAACAACGGCUAUUGGAAGCGCUGUUGGUGGCAAGUUGAAUUCCACAAAGAAUUACCUCUUUGAAACACUUGCUACUGGAGCAUCCUUGAUGACAAUUGGUUGCGGAUUAUUGACCCUUGUGGGUGGUUCUGAGGAUGACCCAAAAGCGCUGGGCUUUUUAACCUUUUGCGGCCUUGGAUUCGGUCUUUCCACCUCUGCUGCAACUAUGCUCGUAACUGUCGAGGCUCCGCUCUUUAACUCGGCUGCGGCGCACGGCAUUUUAGCACAAAUGAGAAUUCUUGGAGGCAGCUUGGGAAUUUCAGCGUCUACUGUGCUUUUGAGAGAAGAACUUAGGAAGCAUCUAAGCAAUGCUGGCCGCGACAAUGCGAAGGCAGUUGGGAGCAGCAUGAAGACCAGCAUCAUGGACGUCACAUCACCCGAAGUACGACUGGCCUACACCGAGGCUUUCCAUAAGGGCAUGAUUAUUGCAACGGCUAUUGCGGGUGCUUCUAUGCUUGUUACAUUGAUGGGAUACCGACGUGUUCGUCAAGACAUGCUGGAGCAGCGUCGUAUGUUGGCUCAUCAAGAGAAGCUGAGGCGUACGGAAGCGAUGGAGAUGACUCACGGGUUAGCGUAAGACGGCAAAUCAACAGUGAACGAUUGUACGACGCCAUUUGCCGAUCCAAUCAAGAAUGGAGAAGAUCAAUACAGGACAGAGUUGCGUCGAUUAUAUGAGAUUCGGAUACCCUUAUGCUGGUGAUUGGAUAGAACGGAAUUUUGCAAUAACCAUGACAUUAUGAACCAGGCGGCUAGCUUUGUUAGGUUUUUUUUCUCGCUUUUAAGUUUUGCUUUAUUUGAUGCUUGUUUGGUAGACUUUACCCUGGCCAAGAGCACUAGAAUCAAUUUUAUUUUACAGUGCAUUCUCGCAGACAAAUUCUGGGUGUUAAUUUUGCAGUUGAAACCUUGUUUCCUGACAGUUAAAAUGAGCUGAGCCCGUGGUGCUUGUCGACAAACUGAUUUUCAUUCAAGAAUCAAAUCUAUCACACAAAGAUGCCUG